GUGAGGAAUACGGCGACGGUAAAUGGCCAGUCAGUUUAAAGUUCUUCUCUCUCUCAAACGGAAGGAGGGCGGCGGUGGGGUGUUCUAUAAACACGAUGGGGAGAGGUUCACACAACCCCAUACCCUCAAACUGAACCAAAACACGGACUAUGUCGUCACCGUACAAUCCAACAGAAAACUCAGAGACCUAAUGAUUCACGGAGAAAGAUGCGAACUUACGGAGGUGAAGCGGGACAAAUCGAACUCUUCCGAUGAUUCCUUAAAAUUUUCCGCCAAUUUUAACACCACUGGGUACGCCGCGGAAAAGAGGAAAGGGCGGAAGGACAUUGCGAUAGCGCUAAUGUUUGAUAGUGGCGCCACAUUAACAGUCCUACUCCAAUGCAAGUUUUAUGGUCAGGGCGAGAUUGAACAUUGUAGAUGGGGCUCUAGUCUCACCUGGAUUGAGUACGACUGCUCUUUGACCGAAGGCCAAACUGGGGUUCGAGUCAAUAAACACAAAUUUGUAUGACAACAUCCAUAGCAAUAUAAAUCGUUUCGUCGAAUAUUUUAAUUAAUGCUACUGGUCAAAACUGGGUUACGUACAUGUAAUAGUAACCCUGACCAGUUUUUACAUACAAUUCACAAUUAUGAUUGAAGGAAAGGUUUAAAGACAAUUCGGUCUAACUCGCUGUUUAUAUACAAUUUAUUAUGUUUUUACUGUAUCUGUAUUAUUUUAAUUUUAAUAAAAUAUAUUUUAAUUCUAAAA
Molecule: messenger RNA, 745 nt
Organism: Saccostrea echinata
Lineage: Eukaryota; Metazoa; Mollusca; Bivalvia; Ostreida; Ostreidae
Product: CB1 cannabinoid receptor-interacting protein 1-like
Exons: 3
Coding region: 23-508 (161 amino acids)
Biological process (GO): negative regulation of signaling receptor activity
Cellular component (GO): plasma membrane
Molecular function (GO): type 1 cannabinoid receptor binding
Source: RefSeq, a predicted model, not a curated record